AAUAAAGAUUUAUUUAAAGAGAAACGAGACAUUUAUGCUUUUAAAAACCUACCUUUAGAAAAAAAAAAGAAAAAAUUAUGAAUUUAGCAUUAAACGAUGUGUUAAUUUAAGUGAUUUUGUUGUUCAGAAGCCAACUAUAUAUGAUAAAACUUGUCAGUAGAAAGACCAACUAAACAGCUAUUGAUUUUAUAAAAAGUUUACAAUUGCAAAGACUAAACAAAUAAAACAAUCGUGUUAUCCUAGUUUUGAAGGCGAUAAUGGUUCAUACAAAAUCUCUAAAAAGUAUUAAAAAUAACAAGUUACACUUAAAAAUUAUUGCUUGGGAGAAUAGACACAAAGAGCUUGGAGAUGAGCUUGGAAAUGAAGCGUUCGGAAAUGAUCUUGGUCUAAAGAAGCUUGAAAGAAAUCACUCAAACAACAAAGAAGAAAAGAAAAAGGCAUCUGACGUUCAUACAUUGUCUAAAAAUCCUGUAAAACUUUACAAAGCUUCAAAUAAUGGAAGCAUCAAAUUUAAAAAUAACGAAAAGCAUCUGGAACCUUCCGAACUUAUUAAACAGAAAGAAACACACAAGAGUCGUUGUAAAGAAUUUUUUUAUAACGAAUUAUAUAGACGUCCGAUUUCUGAAACUUCUGACGACGUUUUUGAAUGGAAUGAAAAUGAUUCUGUUAAAAAUAAAAAUAAAAAAAUAAAUAACGAUUCAGAUAAACACCAAAAAACCGGUAUAAAAGAAAAUGGUUUUGUUAAAUAUCAUAAUAUUGGAAUUAAGGAAUAUGAUUCUGUUAAGUAUAUUAAUACUGGAAUAAAAGUAAAGCCUUUAAAUGUAGCUGAAAAUGAUAAAUCUAUACUAAAAACAGACACUUCAAAGUUAUCUAUGAUGUCACAUGCUAAUAAUUCGCAUUUAGAGACCAAGUAUUUUAUCCCUGAUAAUAUUUCAAGUGAUUUUCUAAUAGAAAAUAUGCAUGCGGCAACAGUAAGUUGUAAAGAACGUAGAACUCGAUCUCACACAGUAGACAAUCAUUCAGAAUCUUCAUCAACAAAAAUAAUAAAAAAGCCAUUUUAUUUCAAAAAUCAAUUUAGGUCCUCCUCUUAUUCCGAAUCAGAUAGAAAAAGAAUCAGCAGUAAUGAUCAAAAUAAAUGGAAUAUUUGUCAAGAUGAAAGUAUUUAUCUACCCUGCGAGUCUAAAUAUUUGCAAAAGUUUUCAUCUGAAGAAACCUCAAUUAGAUUGUCUGCACCUUUAAAAAAGCAACAGACUUUUUAUCAAGAAUGUUCAGAAGUUGCAACUAGUUCUUUACGGUCAUUGUCUAUAACUGAAAGUGAUAACCAGCAUUAUCGACCCCAAUUAGGUAACUUGACGGUGAUUCGGAGGUGUUCAGCACCGGCUCUAUUAAGCGCUGAUAAAUUUUUAACGACGAAAUCGCUAACACCAAGCGUCGAAACAGUCAAAACCAACAACCGUCGUAAAAAUUGUUAUGUUGAUGAACAAAAUAAUAAAAUAUUUUACGAAUUCCAAAAGUCUAAUAUUGACGAAGAAAACCAUUUUAAAGUAAUGCAAGACAAUAUUCAAUCGCCAUUAUUCAAUAAAUGCGAGUUAGAUAAUAACAGUUUAAAAAAAAACGUUAAUCCGGUAUUCAAUAAAAAUUUCAUAAACGAAAAAGAUAAGAUGGAGGAUAUUCCUAAAUCUAAAAGAAAAGUGUCUCAGCAAAAAGAUUACUCUGAUAAACAAGUAUCAAGUAUUGAAACUACACCCCACCACAGGACUAGAAAGUUUAGUUUACCAGAAAUUAGUUAUAAUUCGAGUUCAAAAAAAGAUGACGACGACGAUGACGAUGAAACUCACGUCAACUUUAGUUCUAAAGCAAAAAAAAAACUAUUUAACGAUUUUCUAACUUUUAAACGAAAAAGUGCAGAUGACUCCCACCUUGUUAAAAAAAAAAGUUUCGAUGACUAUUACAUGAGUAAAAUAAAUGACUUUAAAAAAAAUUCAGAAGCAUACUCAAGAAAACACUCGUACGAUUCUAGAACACCAGAAACGGAGCGCAAAAUAAGUUUAAGUGAAUCAUUCAAAUCUGCCAUGUUUCGGCGCACUGGUCUGCAAGAGGAGAGAAAAACUUCUCACGAUGAAAACAACAAUGAAAAAAGAGUCAGAAAAGACAGCUUAAAAAGAUCAAAAAAAGAAAGGAAACUAGCUUCCGUUGAAAAUAACACUUGCACUAAAUCAUGUAAAAAUCUGCUUCCAAUAAAUUGUGUUGAAGAUAAAACAAAAAAGAAUGCUUCUGUGAAAUCUCAUGAUAAAUUUUCCGAUGAAAUCAAUCAAAACUUAAAUUUAUCACACAUAAAUAAAAUACAGAAGAACAACAAUUUUCAUAGUUGUGUGAUUCCACCUUUUGAAACUUGGCCAAAUAAAAAAUUAAAACAAGACUCUCUGCCAUUACUUCAUAUUGCUGCAUCAGAAGGAAAUCUGGAUCUUUUAAACACACUCCAUAAUAUAGGAGUUGAUAUUAAUGAACUUGACGAUUCUGGGUGGCCCGCUUUACAUUAUGCCGUUUGUUCUGGGAACUUUGAAGCAGCACAAAUAUUAAUUGAGUAUGGAGCCUCAAUAAAAGAUUAUUCUCUGAAAGUAACAAACAACUACUGUGCUACUGUUCGAAGCUGCAUCCAGACUGCGCAUAUAGAAAUGACACUUUAAUAAAUAACUACUUUUUUUUUAAAAGGAAAUAUUAGCUGUUUUUUCAAAUUGAAAAGAAUUAUGUAACUCUUUAGUUUAUUUCAUUAAUAUUUUUAGUUUUUUACAUUUUUAUUUUAUGCAUGUUUUGUUUAGUUUGUAA
Hydra vulgaris (swiftwater hydra) is the source of this 2826-nucleotide messenger RNA. RefSeq lists its product as uncharacterized. NCBI's taxonomy places the organism in Eukaryota, Metazoa, Cnidaria, Hydrozoa, Anthoathecata, Hydridae. The record is from RefSeq and is a predicted model, not a curated record. Gene Ontology annotation, molecular function: protein binding.